UGGUGGAGGUGGAGGAGGAGGAAAGGCGAGUCGGGCGCUUUGACGGAGCGGGCGGCGGCCAUGUUGGGAGCGUCGGGGCAGCUGUAGCAGUGGAGGCCUGUGUGGCAGGGCGCUGAGUGGCCUUCCGGGCCCAAGCGAGGGGAAGAGCGAGAGGGAAGCGGCCUGGCCUGUGGCGUGAGGGAAAAGGAGGGAGCGGCGGCGGCUGCGAGGCGGCGGAGGCUCCGUCCGAAGCCGGACCCGACUGGGGUGCUAGAGGGGGGCGUGAGGAAGCCUCGAGCCGGGCCUCUGCUUCAGCCGCCGCCAUGAGCGGGGGGACGCCGUAUAUCGGCAGCAAGAUCAGCCUGAUCUCCAAGGCCGAGAUCCGAUAUGAGGGCAUCCUCUACACCAUCGACACCGAGAACUCCACGGUGGCUCUCGCGAAGGGUAAGGCGGCCCGGAAAGGAGGUGGCGGCCGGGGCGGGGGGUCUCGGCCUGCUUGGCGGUUGGUUGGGGGCGGGGCACGGAGAGGCCUCAGCCCCCACUUCUCCCCAGUGGAAGUGGGUGGUCGGUUUCGGGGACCCCAGUUGAAAUACAAAAGGCACGCCAAGCCAGCAAGGUAGGCGGGGGGUGGAGGCGGAGCUGGAGGCAAGCAAACACGGAAUUAAAUAAAGAUUCCCUUUGGAGAUUCGUUGUUCGAGCUUCAAUCGACUACCCAGGGGAGGGAGGGUUACUGGUUUCCCGCACAAGAGAUGGGUGGUUUGUCAUGAGAAGGUAAGUUGAGAUGUAAAGGCACACCACUUCUACAAGGGCGGGGUAGAGUUGGGGGGAAAGCAAACCAGGAUUCAAGCAAAGAUGCCUAUAGAAUUAUCUUAAUAAAGAGAUGUGUUGUGCGAGGUUCAGUUGAAGAUCCCCUAGGAGGGUUAGGGUUGCUGGAUGUUAUUGCAGCGCCCACUCUAAUCUGUUUGUCAAGUAUAAUCUCCAGAUGUUUUGGUAGUAGGACUCAUCACAGCUGCACUGGCUGGGGCUGACAGGAGCUGUAGUUCAAAACAAUGAGAGGGUAGCAGGUUGUGGAAGGGUGCCCUAAAUAAAACAAAUGAGGCAAAAGCAGCUGCAUUGCAAGGCAUACUUUGGGAGUAAGUCCCACAGAAGUUGCUGAGGCACAUACCUCAGUUACACAUACAGCUGGAUGAGGCAGUAAACUGAGUUUAAGUUCUGCUACAGGAGUACACCUCAGGGAAUAUACUGUAUAUAUAUUCAUCCAAGUGAAAUCAUCCCAGUGAAAAGAAUACGUACUGUGUGCUAAAACUCCCUUUGCCUCUCCCUUAUACUUUUAAAACUGCCUCAUUAACAGUACAUCAGGGAGCAUUUUUUAAAAGUGUCAUUUAUCUUACACUGCCAUGCUGAAGUCUUACUGCCCAUUAUGCCACCUCAGAACUCUUACCACUUUGGUUCCACCUUGUUCUGCUACAUGUGUUUCCAUAAACGUGCUUGGAGCAUUCUUGUUGACUAUUUUUACUGCAAUACAAGGUGAUGCACAUGUGCACCCAGAUAUUUCUACAACUCACAUCAUUCCCAACCACUAACCCUGCUGGCUGAGGCUGAUGAGACUCUGAAUGCAACAUCUGGAGGGCCACAGGUUAGCGCCCUGCCCUAAGAAGACUGUAUAAUUUUAUGCAUAUUGUUUUCAACUAAGAAUGUGCAGACAUCUUCCAGGAGAGAAGUGGGGGGGAGGGUCCCUUGGUGCCAGCUAUUUAAAUUCAAACACCAUAGGUUUCACAUAGUUUGACAAAAAGAAGGAAACCAAAACCAAUUUUUUGGCCUACAACUCCCAUGAUCCCUAGCUAGCAGGACCAGUGGUCAGGGAUGCUGGGAAUUUUAGUCUCAAAACAUCUGGAGGGCCGAAGUUGAGGGAGCCUGAUGUAAAGCCAAAAUUGCAUAGAGUCAAAACACACUGGAUUCAGUGGUGGGUGGGAUUACCAAAGACUUUUUUCACAGAAGUCUGCUUUCUUUUUAAUUAAAAAAAAUGCCAAGCAUGUAAAGCUGAAUGUGCACAAGUUCCAUCCACAUUACUUGUAAGUUACCUGUGUAUUCAAAGAAGUAUUUGGCAGAAAUGAGAAAUGUGGUCUACUUUUGUUAAGUUAAGAUUGUUAUGCAGUAUCUAAUACACCUUAACAUUUUUCUUAGACACUGCACAUAAUCUUAGCCAAAAGGUAAAAAUGCAUAGAAGUCCUUUUUUUUGUAUCUUCAUUUCAAACAAAUCAAACUGAGCCUCAUACAUUUUCAUCUCAUUUGUGAACAAAGUGUUUUAUUUCUAUUUUCCUUGUCUAUUUUCUUGCUUCUGCACUUCAGUACUGCUUACAAGGCACAUGAACUAGAAAUUCUUAAGAUUGUCCCUCGUUCAUUAUGAUCCUUUUCACCUCAUUAUGCUUAACCUUAUGUAUGCCUCCGUCCUUUAUGCAUUAUUCCAUCCAGCCCUACCUCAGCAUAGAACUCAUUGAAAUUAAACCUGCAAAGCUUUCCAUUUUUCUUAUGGGCCAAGAUGACUUCCUUUGCUUGUGUGUGUGUGCCUACCACUGAACUAUGACUCCUUCCUAAUUCAGGCUCUGCUUCUCCUCAACACACCUUGCCAUAGUAACUUUAGUAACUAACUUCGCCAGAUGCCCCUUUCUCUGCCCCCUCCUUUUCUGGCCAAGCCGCUGCCCAUUCUGCAUUAUUUAGGCUACCAUGCAAAACAGUGCCUUCAGACGAUCACCCAGGGAAUUUACAGAUUGCCUGCUUUUGUGUAAGCUUGUAUUAAGUAAAUCAAGAAAAAUGACUUGCUGACCUUUUAAUGCAAAUAGACUUGAUCUGAAUGAAUUCAGCUGACUGGGGGGGGGGGGAGUGCUCUUUUGAAAGUGUCAGUGUAGUGAACCUAAUGAAUAUUCAGCUGCACUUUGUCACAUGAUGCGUUAGACCAAACUGAUGCAAGUUUUUUUGUUUGUCUAUGUGUAAAUAUUAUGAGAAAGUAUUGGAUGAUACAUGAUAAAAUUUGUUUGUUUUUUCCUGCAGUUCGUUCUUUUGGUACAGAAGAUAGACCGACUGAUCGGCCUAUACCACCUCGUGACGAAGUAUUUGAAUACAUUAUAUUCCGUGGCAGUGAUAUCAAGGAUUUAACCGUUUGUGAACCACCCAAACCACAGUGUUCUCUGCCCCAGGAUCCCGCUAUCGUUCAGGUAUAGUCACCAUGUAGCAGUUGUAGCUUUAGCUAUGUCUAGUUAUACACUGUGAUCAGUUUUGGUGUGUAUAUACCUGAAACUGUAUGAUCUGGAUCAUCUUAUAUUGUUUAGGGAAAAAAGUUAUUUAUAUGUGUUCAAGAGAUUUUCCACAAAGUUAUUAAUGACAAAAUGUAUAUUAACAUAAGAAGAGCCAUGCUGGAUCCAACCAAAGGCCCAUCUAGUCCAGCAUCCUUUUCCCACAGUGGCAAACCAGAUUUCCCACUUAGAGGCCUGCAAACAGCACCUGAGCGCAACAGCACUCUCCCAGUUGUGAUUCCCAGCAGCUGGAAUUUAGUAGCUUAUUACCUCCAUCGCUGGCAUCUCUAGCAGCUAUUGAUUGCCUUAUUCACUAUGAAUUUCCCUAAUCCUCUCUUAAAGCCAUAUAAAUUGAUGGCCAUCACUAUUUCUUGUGGGAGUGAAUUCCAUUGUUUAACUAGCCCCUAUGUGAACAAGUACUUUCUUCUGUCUCUCCUGAAACUUCCAGCCUUCAGUUUCUUUGAAUGGUUCCAGGUUCUAGUAUUAUGAAAGCGGGAUAAAAGCUUCUCAUACUUUCUCCAUAACUUGCACAGUCAUACUAUGUCCAAAUUAUACAUGAUCUUACACAUUUCUGUCAUGUCCCCUCUUACCUUUUUUCUGUGCUCAAAAGACCCAAAUGUUGCAAUCUUUCAUCAGGAAAGUUGCUUUGGCCUCUUAAUCAUUUUGAUUGCCCUUUUCUGAAACUUUUCCAGCUCUACACUACCCUUUUUGAGGUAUGGCAACUAGAACCAUAUGCAGUAUUCCAAGUGCAAUCUCACAAUAGAUUUGUAUAGCAGCAUUAUGAUCUUGACAGUUCUAUUUUCAAUUCCUAAUGAUCCCUAGCAUAAAAAUUCACCUUUAUCACAGCUGCACACUGGGUCAACAUCUUCAUCACUAUCCACUAUGACUCCAAGGACUCAUUCCUGGUCAGUUGCUGAUGGUUCAACCACCAUUAGAAUAUAUGUUAAAUUAGGGGGAAAUUGGGGAUGUUGUUUUUUGUUGUUGUUUUUUUGCCCCAAUAUGCAUCACUUUACACUGCUUACAUUGAAUUGCAUUUGCCAUUUUACUGCCUAUUCACCCAAUUUGGAGUGAAUUCCUUUUGAAGCAAUUCCUGAUCCCGUUUUGUUUUAACCCCCAAUUUGGUACCAUCUGCAAACUUAGCUAUGCCACUGCUUACCCCUACUCCAGAUCAUUUAGGGACAAGUUAAAAUGCACAGAUCCCAAUACCAGUCCUUGGGGGAUUCUACUUUCUACAUCUGUCCAUUGACAGAACUGUCCAUUUAUUCUUGCUAGUUACUCAUCCAUAAGAGGACCUCGCCUCCAAUUUUAUGAUUGCUAAGCUUACUCAGGAGCCUUUGGUGAAGGACUUAAUCAAAAGCUUUUUGAAAGUCUAAAUACAAAACAUUAAUUGGAUCACCCCUAUAUGCUUGUUGACUCCCUGAAUGAAAUCUUAAUAGGUUAAUGAGACAGAACCUACUCUUGCAGAAGCCAUGCUGGUUCUUCAGCAAGACCUGUUCUUUGAUAUUCUUGGUAAUUCUAUCUUUUAUAAUGCUUUCCAACAAUUUUCCUAGAACAGACAUGCUAACCAGUCUAUAAUUUCCUAGAUCCCUUCUGAAUCCCGUUUUAAAAUUUGUUAUAUUGCUCACUUUCCAGUCCUCAAGGUAAUAAAUAACUCAAGAUUGAAACUGAUGAUCUUCUAACCAAAAUAUGAAACUUGUAGCUCUUGGGAAGAUCCUGUCCUGAUCUGGUAUUUUCUCAGUUUUAAUUUUUCAAGCCCUAUAAUUUUAUCUCUUUUCACUACUCUUUUCCUCAGUUCCUUAGACUCCUUUUUUGAGAAAGUUUCGUUCAGGCACAGGGAUUGGCCUACAUCUUCUGCUAUGAAUACAGAUGCAAAGAAUUUGUUGAGUUUCUCUGCCAAACUCCUUGAGCACAUAUUUGACUUGCUUGUUAUCCAGCUGUCCAGCUGCCUCCCAGCUGGUCUCUUCUAAUGUAUGUAAAUGAUGUGUUGUUGGUGAUUGUACAGAUGACAACCAUUUUGCAUGGGGGUUCUGUUCCUAGCCCCCGUGUGCAUCAGCGGAGUGCACAUAAGCCCAUUCUGGCCCAUCCCUGUUGAGCCCUCUUCUGGGUGCUAAAGGAGCUGUGCAUCAGUGGUCACACAACAAUUGGACGCACACAAAACAUUGUCAUUGCCUGUAAGUUUUUAAAGAGACAGGCUCAAGUUUUUUUUUCUUCUCUUUUGCCAGCCUUUGUAUUAUUUUUGUUGUUCUCCAAAUUUGAACAAGACCCUUCAUUUUCUGAAGGAAGCUUUCUUGUCUCCAAUAGGUUCCUUGACUCUGUUAAACACGCUGCCAUCCUUUUGGCCCUGGUUGUAUCUUCCCUGGUCUGCAGUAUACAUUUUAUCUCAGCUUCUAUUAAGCCUCUUCAUUUUCCCUUUCUACUUCCUUUUUACCAGCCCCCUCAUUUUGGGGAAGCUUCCUCUUUUAAAGUCAAAUGCGACUGUGUUUGAAUUUAUUGGCAAUUGUUCACCUGUUGAAUUUUAUAGCAGUCAGUUCAACAACAGUUUCAUUUUGCAACAUGUCCCGGGUGCCACUUAAGUCCAGAGUUUGCUACCUUUCUGAUUGUUUCCAUGACAAACUGUUGUACAGCACAAUCAUUUACACUACCUAGAACUUUUAGCCCAUAUUUCUAAUAGGAUAGGUUCCAAUCGUGUUUUCAGUAAAAACACCAGCCAGAUGGGUGGGGUAUAAAUAUUACUUAUUAAUAAUAAGCAGCAGUCUGUCUUUGAUUUUUGCCAUUGCAUCAAGCAUACACUACAGAGGUAUUAUUAUUAUUAUUAUUAUUAUUAUUAUUACUUAUACCCUGCCCAUCUGGCUGGGUUUCCCCAGCCACUCUGGGCAGCUUACAACAUAACUAAAAACAUAAUUAAAACAUCAAUCCUUAAAAACUUCCCUAAACAGGGUUGCCUUCAGAUGUCUUCUAAAAGUCAGGUAGUUGUUUAUUUCCUUGACAUCUGAUGGGAGGGUGUUCCACAGGGAGGGUGCCACUACUGAGAAGGCCCUCUGCCUGGUUCCCUGUAACUUCACUUCUCGCAGUGAAGUGACCAGCAGAACUAGUUAUUUCAUUUUGGAUGAUCCAUGCCAUUCUGAGUAUUUAAAUGGCUAUGUUAUCUGGAAAAUAAGCACACAUUUGGUAAAUAAAUUCAUUUGCUUACACCAGUUGGAAUGUGUUGUAUUUCUCACUUCCUAAUGCAACCCAGUUCAAGAAAGGGUCUUGUACUCUGAUUUUAUUGCUAACUUUAUGCAGCAUGAUAAUUGUUUUUUUCUGCUUUGAUAGUCUUCCAUGAAUGUGGUUUUCUUUAGUCCUCUCUAGGAUCGUCUUCUACUUCUUCAUUCCAAUCUGUUGGUUCCUACGGUCCUUUUGGCAGAAUGCCAGCCUACAGCCAGUUUAGUCCAAGUCCAUUAGUGGGCCAGCAAUUUGGUGCUGUUGGUGUUGGUAUGUUUGCAUUUUAAACUUCUUUUCUUGGCAAGCAUAUAAAUGUUAAAAUAUUUUCAAGUAUAUACUGUUCCCACCCCAUAGGGUAAAAUUCACAUUUACUGAGUUGAUCUAAUGAAAGCAUGUUCACCCAAGAAGGCCACAUUCCCCAGGCCACCCUCCUACCUACCCCUCAAUAAUUUCUCCUUUGCAAGCUUCACUAAUGUGGACAGUGUGUUCUUUGGCUGCUGCUAUUUUCUUUCCUCUUGUGCAGGACACAUUUGUGGCCAAGUAGGCACACAGUAGUCCAUGUUAAAUCCAUUUUGGUAAAUGUUUUCAUUUUGGAAGAUCUGCUUUAUAAGACUGUCAUAGUUGAUGGCAGUUCUUUGGGGUACUUGGAAUCUUGUUUACAAUGAAGAUAAAAGGGGUUACCUGUAGGAGCAACAUUGGGACAUAUGUGAGUUCAUCUCCGUUGUGCAGCUUGAUGUAGUUCAAACCAGUGGCAGCUGAUGCUCAGGAGCAAAAACUGCAAUCCUUAAAGCGUACUAAACUGCUAGCACAUUUGCAAAGCUAAGCAGGAUCUAGUUUAGUUUCAAAUUGGAUGGGGGACUGUGUGCUGAGAUUCUUGGUUUACUGUGUUUAAAGCAUCUUUGGUGGAAAGAUGGUGGGAGGCAAGAGCAUAUCUGCUUCAUUCUUGGAUGGACUGAAAUUUUCUAGAUGCCCAGUGUGAAAAUAGUAUAGGUGUCUCCCCACUUAUGUGUGUUCGACUCAUGCACAUUGGCAUAUAUGUGUGGCGCCAGGAAAUAAUUAAAUACAUUGAUUUAAACUGCAAAAGAGUAUGAAAAGAGCAAAAACAUCACAAAAAGAAUGAGAAAACUGCAAAAAUGUCACAAGAAGAGCAGGAAAACGGCUAGUAAUCCCAGUAGCCUUUGCACUGAACUUUGAGGCUUGUGGGGAGUUGGCGUUUGAGAGGGAGGUUUGGAGAGAGCAUUUUUAGCAGAGAGGUGAUUACAAGCUUUUUAGAUGGUGUUACCCACUGUACACAAUUUCACGUAUAUGCACGGUCCCUGCGAACUUAACCCCCGUCUAAGUGGGGAUAUAGCUGUAAGCAAAAGUAAAACUACACUGUCAGGUUCACUUUUCCACAUUUAUAAAUAUUGGACUCUGGCCAAAUCCAAUAAAUUGUAAACAUCUGAGUAUUGUGAACAUUCUGCUUUCUCUUUACUAGUUUUGUCUAGUAAGCAUUGUCCUGUGGGACCAGGCAUGUCACUGGACAUCUCACCAUCAGGUUCCAGUUUGUAAAGUGGUUUUGUUCAGAAGUUGCUAAGCUGUGGUGUGAACCUAGUAAGACUUUAAAGUGUGCUCCAUGACUAUGGGAGAGGUUAUCUGGGUUAUAGCUUUAGGAAGUUAAAAUUUUAUAGUUAAUCAUAGCAUAUUGCUGAUGAUGGUCUCCUCUAAUCUUUCUUGAAACAACUUUAUGUGCAGUGUAUAUGUUUAGAGAGAUACCACAUUAGAAUAAAUAGAUCAAAGAUUACUUUCAAAUAGCUUUGAGGGAGAAGAGCAGCCCAAGUUUAACAGUCUUAUUAGCUUGAUGUUAUCUGUAGGGAAUACGUGAAUAGGUACACUGGCUCACUUUGCUGUCUGAUUGCAGUAAUAACAUAAAGGAGAAGAAUAAAACAAGGGCCUAAUAGCAAGAUAAAUGGAUUGUUUAAAAACAGUAAAAAUAUCUUGAGACAGACUGCCAUAGCUAGUUUGUGAAUAUAAUUUAUUUAAUAUUGUACUUCCAUUGAGAACUUUUUGCCAACUAUAAAUGCAGUUUUGGAGAUGGCAACUAGUAAACUAAUUUCAGUUCAUGCUUCUCAAAUUUUGGCCACAAGUGAAUUUGGAGAUCUAUCCCAAGUCUCUUUCACCAACAGCAGCCUUCUUGUCAGCUGAGCUGAAAUAGUUACCAUAUGUUUCACAUGUGGUUCAGCUGAGUGAGGUGUAUUUGUACUUAUACUCAACCACUUACUCUGCAUAUACUUUGACAUCUCUGCAGAUUUCUGUUGUUAAUAAAACACUUUUGUUUAUUCAGAAAAUUAGCACAGACAUGAUCACAUAAUUGUUUGUAGCUUUUGAGAAGUGGUUUUGGUAUUUCUUAGCUGCUUUAAUAAAAUUUUUCAUCUUUUAUUUGUCACAUGAGGUGGUUAACAUUUGGGUCAGUUAGCUUUAGUCUAAGAGUGGCAAUUUAAAUGGUUAGCCCCCUUAGCCUUACAAAGACUCGACAUUUUUAGAACCAUGCAGCUUUUCCUGAGGAGUACUUGGUAGUAGUGGCUACGGGUCACUAAUGGAGAACUCUCAGAAUCCUUGUAUAAUGGUUAGAGCUGCUUGAGGCAAAACAGGGUAGCUGCACAUUUUGGUACAUUGAAGUUCAUUGACAGUGCUGCAAGCGUAGCCUUGCACCACAGGGGCUUGACAUCUAUUUUCUGACUUCAUGCAGGAAGUUCACUGACAUCUUUUGGAACUGAAACUUCAGCCAAUGCUAACUUGUCCCAAAGCAGCGCAGUUGGUUCCACUUUUACAACUGAUGCAAGGUCAUUAAAAACACAGCUCUCACAAGGUAAAGGCUGGUGGUGUCAGUCAGAUUCUUGAUCUUUUUGAUUAAGAAGGUGAAUGCAUUGCCAUAGUGUGUUGUUCAAUUGUGAAAUAUAUUCUUUUUUUCUGGUUUACCACAACAUGCAUUAGCUGUAAUGAACCCCAGUUUCUUGUGCUGCCUCUUCACCUUUCCUACCAUGUUGCAAGAAGGAAGACUUGGUAGCUUUUAAUUCAGCUUUCCUUGAAUCACUGCUUUAUUGUGUUUCCCAAACCAGGUAUUGUGAUUUAUAAAAAAACUAAUUGGUUGGAGCAAGCCAACUUCUGAAACCAUGAGAUUCAAGAAAAGCGUGGGGAGGGGAGCUUACAAAGUCCUCCCUGUAGCAUGAAGGAUAAGGAGACCACAUGCGAUACUUCAGUUUGUUGAGCCUGUUGUGAUGAACCCUUGUUAGUGUGAUAUGCAAACAUGGCACAGGAGGAAUGCACUAGCCAAAGACUCAUGGCAACACCUUCCUGCUCAUGGAUGUAUUGCUAAGCCAUGAUUUAGCAUGGCAUGUGAACCACUCUUCUGCUUCUUUGUGCAGAGUUAGCCUUGUCUCCUAUAACUGAAAGUGAGCUUGUGUUCGAAGUUGCUUGAAUAAUCUUUUAGGUGUAUUCUGCUAGUGGGGACAACAAAUCUCAACCCCUGGGGAUCAUUGUGAUUUUUCUUCCAAACAGACUAUGUGAAGCCAGUGUUUGUUUUUUGGUUUGCAAGCUAUGAACCUAGAGCAGAGCCAGAGAUUAUGGCUUGCCUUGGCUAGGGAGGAACAUUGUCUGCAUUAAUAACAAGCCGUUAAACAUGGUUUGUAGUGGCAUCCAAACUGGGCCACUGACUCUUGGACUGAAGCCGAUAAAUAAAAAGAUCUACCUCACCUAAACAGCUAAAUUAGAUACUAUUUCAGUGUCUAUUUUUUCUGCAUCCAUACUACUCACUGUUAGUGCUUAUUUUAUUUUAAGAAAUCAUGGCAUCUAAGGGAGUAGCUGCAGUUCUAGGUGACAGACAUUUGCUAAUAACUGCAUUGGUAAAGAUGAGCUAUCUCACCCUGUUUUUCCUUUGAAAAUUGAGGGAGAAUCAAUGUAUAUAUGUGACCUAAGUCUUGGGUUAGUGGAGCUAAAGUUGCAAAAACAUUUCCUGUUUGGACAUAGUUGUCUUGACUAGGGAAAGCAGAUAAUUGACUUCAAAGUAAUACUUACGCUAAGGUUGGGCAUAAGAUGUUGUCAUUUCUGUUUCAGGUCGCUCAAGUCCUUCGUUAGACCAUUUGAGAAAGAGCCCAACCCUGGAGCAGGCAGUACAAACAGCAGGAACCCACUUAUCUGCUUCAGCACCAGUUGGGAGAAGGAGUCCUGUUUCAGCCAGACCUCAAGGGUCUGCUAGUCAAAAAUCAUUGGAAAAUCAGGAGCACAGAAGAGGUAGAACUUGGCCUUUGGACCUUGAUUAUUUUAAGCUGUGUUGAUACUUGUUGCCAAAGUGAAAAAGCUGUUCUUUGCAAGUGGCUUAGCAAUUGCUUUUGUCAAAGUUUGGAUUCAAAGUUUGAAACCCAUAUGUCUAUUUUAAAAGUUCAGUGUCUUGAGUUUGGACAAAUUUGUGAGUCAUGAAGCAUAAUAAUAAUAAUAAUAAUAAUAAUAAUAAUAAUAAUAAUUUAUUAUUUAUACCCUGCCCAUCUGGCUGGGCUUCCCCAGCCACUCUGGGCGGCUUCCAACCAAAUAUUAAAAUACAAUAAUACAUCAAACAUUAAAAGCUUCCCUAAACAGGGCUACCUUCAGAUGUCUUCUAAAAGUUUGGUAGUUGUUGUUCUCUUUGACAUCUGGUGGGAGGGCGUUCCACAGGGUGGGCGCCACUACCGAGAAUACCCUGCAGUAAAAUGGCAUGGCUUGCAGUAAGGUGAGGCUUAUGCCUGAAUGCUUCUGUUGUGGGUUGGGGAGAUAUUUCUGUCAGCAUAGGAGUCUCCGCUUGCUUGGCAAGCAGGGUUAACUUGUGGGGUUCCCCCCCCACACACACACUCUUCUCAGAGGGCAGUACUGCCCUGAUGCAGCCCUUAGAGAUUUUUUCCUUGCAGUUAGUAUACAGAAAAUGAAAAAUAACAAAAUGUUCUUUGCAUUCUUUGUUCUUAGCUGAAGCACAUAAGAUUUCAAGAUCUGAAGCAGAGCAUCUGAGAAAUGAAAACAAACGUCAAAUGGGUAAACUGAAUUCAUUUUUGGAAAGGAUAAAAACUCUAGUGCUUUUUAAAAGUCACUUUUGUUGAACCAGACGCAAAUAUAGGAAACUAGUUCAAACUGCAGUUAGUUGGGAAAAAAACAAAAAUCAAAUGAUGUUCUAAUUAACUGGCCUAAACAAACCACAGUUCCUGUGCUUGAGCUUAAAAGGAUAAUGCAAUUUGUUUCAAACAGCAAAAAGAAGUACCUCCUUUCUCAUGCACAGGGGAUAAGUGAGGUACAGCAUUCACAAGCCCAGCACCUGUGGCUAUGUGUUCUCAUAAUGGGAAACCAUUAUUUCAUUUACUUCUGAACUGAGUCACUGUGACAAAUGUUUAUGACCCUCUGGCGAAAUAGAUAAGCAAUGGGUUUAAAAUAAAAAAAAGAAAGGAUUUGGUCUUGUGGGAUUGAUUGUUGCAGGACGUCAGAGCCUUUUAAAGGGUUAGUUUUACACAGUGUACAGUGGUACCUCGGUUUUCGAACGUAAUCUUUUUCAGAAGACUGUUUGAGUUCUGAAACGUUCAAAAACCAAAAACUCAAAAUGAAAGCCUCAAUACGGAAGCCACGUGGCAUGUUCGACUUCCAAGGCGUGUUCGAAAACCGAAAUGUUAAAAAACGGAGACAUUCGAAAACUAAGGUACCACUGUAUAGUUAAAAACUAUGUUGCCCUGGGUUCCUUUGGGAAGAAAGGCAGGGUAUAAGCUUAAUAAAUAAACAAACUCUAGAAUUAUAUCACAAGAUGUAGUGAUAGCUGCCAACUUUAAAAGUGGAUUAGACAAAUUCCUGGAGAGUAAAGCUAUUGGCAGCUUUAGUACUAGUGGCAGCCUGCCUUUGAAUUGCAGUUGCUGGGGGACACAAGCAGGAAGGGACUGUUGCACUUGUGUCCUGUUUUGUGGACUUCUUAGAGGCAUAUGGUUGAACAGUGUGGGAACUGAAUGCUGGCCUAGAUAAGCCUUUGGCCUGAUUCAGCAGAGCUGCUCUUAGGUUAUUAGGAGAAGUAUAUGAUGGGGCUUCAAGCUAUAUAGUGGCGGAAAGUGUAACAAUGGAAGAUGAUAUAUCUUGAUCAGCUGGAUGUCUAGUAAUCAUAUCUGCUUGGCAGACAGAAAACUCUCCAUCCAUCCUAUGUAUAGUAGUUUUAUGUUGCUGCUUACAAGAACAAAUCUGAAACUGCAGGUCUUUUGUUUAUAGGUCCCUUCAAAACCUAUUUUUCCCCAGUUCCAGGUGCACCUUCAGCACGAAGGGGCCGUGGGGGUCACCGGGGAGGCAGAGGAAGAUUUGGUAUUAGACGGGAUGUUCCAAUGAAGUUUGAGAAGGACUUUGACUUUGAAAGUGCUAAUGCACAAUUCAAUAAAGAGGAAAUAGAUCGCGAAUUUCACAACAAACUAAAACUGAAAGGUAAGCUGAAAUGCUGUUUCAAGGGAAUAAUGACUGUCUUGUCAACUACAGGUAAACCUGAGCCUUCUAUAGACACGGGAUCUAAAUGACUGGUAGUUAAUGGAAACUAGAUGUAAUUUGGAAAUCUGACUUCUGUUUCAAACACUUUAAUCAAAGUUCUUAAAAAAGGAAAGAAAAACCCUUCAUACUUGUGCUAUCUUAUACUUCAUUUUAUGUGGAGUUGUGAGUAGGGUUCUUAUUCCUGUAGGGGUUGAGAGUUAAAUUAGGCUAAUCCUGCAGUGUUUUGAAGUUAAGUUGUAUAGGUUCAGAUGGAAAGAGAGAUUUCACUUAGAUGCAUUCAAAGUUUAUGGGUAUAAUUCGUUGCCUCCUUUUUCCCUGUUGCUUUUCCUCCUCCCUGAGGUGAUCAGAAACGUUAUGCAAGGGAAUGAUAAGCAGUGCUGUGUAUAUUCCAUAUUUAGGAAAUUAAACUUUUGUUCCCAACCUAGGAAAUUCUGAAUUCUGCAGUUUGUAUAGAUUCUGUAGAUUAACUUCGCCUUUCCUUGCAUUUUUAUUAUUUUCUGUGGCCCUAAUUUUACUAGCUAUGGUUAGAGGCAAAAUGCUACAUAGGUCACUGUACCUCAGCCACAGAAAGUUGUCCACAGUUAUCACUCUGACCUUGGAGAGAGUCAGCUGGUGAUGCUUUAUGCUUUCCAGCAUAAGUGCUGCUUUUAAGGUGCCUUUCAAAGAAGCAUUUAUUUACUCAGACCGUUGGAAGAAACUGAGGUUGUACAUACUUUGCUAGAGCUAUGAGUUUAUUUUAACAUCAAUUUUUAUUUUUAAUAUUUGUUUUGUGGUUUUAUUGUAUGGUUUUAUAUUAUGUUGCAUGAUGCCCCACUAUCUCUGGAUGAUGGAUGGUCUAGAACUAUAACAAUAUUAAUUAUUAAUAUAUGUUCACAGUUUUAAGGAGUAGAAUCUUGCAUUUUUAAUAGGAAGUACUGAGCUCCCCAUCAAAUUACCUGGACAUUAUAAAAAAGCACAAUCUGCAGUGGGCUGUAAUCCUGCCCUUUGCAGUGUGUUCUGCUGCUAGCCCUACAAUUCAUGUAAUCAAGUGUUGCUUGGACAAAUUUGCAGCGCUCUUUAAAGUUAAUGUAUGGAUGUUCCUGGCAGCAUUAAAGUCUUACAAGGAAGGCUUUGCAACAGAUAUUAAAGGAGUGCUUUUAAAAAGUAUACUCCCUUUGUGAUUUGCCACAUUCUCUUCUGUGACUUCUUUAGUUGCUGUAAUUGUGCUGCUCUCAUCUUGAAGACAACUUGAGUCAUCCAAAGUCAGACAGGGAGUGCAGUUUUUCCCUAUUUUUACAGCAAUGUCUUGUUUGUUGGAGAGGACCAGUAGGAAGGAAAAUAGCCAAGAGGGAGAGAGGGGACAGCUGUUGUCUUAACUCAUGGCAAGCUAUUUUUGUGUGUGCUAAUCUAUAACAUCCUUCUAGGGUAGCAUUAUACACAAGUCACUUUCUGCUUUUCUUUGAAGAUGCAUUUUCAUUUAUUGUUCACUGAGGUUAUCCUUUUCCUUUCUUCUCACCCCCUGCCCCCUGGAUUCGUUAGAAGAUAAACCAGAGAAGCCUGUAAAUGGGGAAGAUAAAGGUGACUCAGGUGUUGAUACCCAGAACAGUGAAGGCAAUGCAGAUGAAGAGGAUCCACUUGGACCCAACUGCUAUUAUGACAAAACCAAGUCUUUCUUUGAUAACAUUUCCUGUGAUGACAAUAGGUACCUGAUUUGUUUUUUGGCAAUCCACUGGGCAAGCAGAAAAUAUAAUUUCCAAAUGGCAAGAUCCAUGGAUGCUAAAAUGCAGAAUGAAACGCUAUACCUUAUACCUAUGUAAUGCUGCUACUGCUGCAUGCAAAAUAUUUGGCUUUGUUAACGAAACGAAGUAACAGCUUUGUAAUUCAAAGAGGGUUGGAUACACUGUAGUUCAGAGAGGUCGAGACUGGCUGCAUUUGUGCAUAAUGAUAUACCAGGCCUUCUGUGAAUGAGAAGUGUGCUGUAUUGUUUUUAACACUCGAUUGGGAGCCGCCCAGAGUGGCUGGGGAAACUCAGCCAGGUGGGCGGGGUAUAAAUAAUAAAUUAUUAUUGUAUAUUAUUAUACUCUCCCAGUUGCUCCUACUUCACUUCUUCCAUAUAGCCAGGAAGCCUUGACUUCCCAUUACUGUAUGUUCAAACCAGGGAUCAUGGUUUAUUGGCUUCCUGAUGAUGGCUUGUUAGGAAGUAGCAAACCAUAAUCCAUGAUCUUGCAAGGACCAGAUUUGUUGGUAAAGAUGUGUUUUUAAAUUUGCAGUGGAUGUUCAAAAGUGAAAACAUUGCGGAAUCAUAUAUCCCCUUCCAUUUCUGGUGUAUCUAAGCUCUUGGCAAAGGUUGAACCUUCCGUAAGAAUUGAUUAUUUUGGCCUUGGAUUGAUAGAGGAAAGGGGAUAUGCUGUAAACCUUUUGUUACUUUUCUAUUUGAUUUCUUCUUCUUUUUUUUUAAAAUAAUUUUUAUUAAAGUUUCAAUAAAAAGUUGAACAGAAAAAACAUAAAAAACAAAUACACAAUACAAAUUCCAAAAAAAGAAAACAAAAACAAAAAACAACAAAAAAAGAAACAGAACAAUUAAAAACAAUAUCACUUUUUCAUUUCCCUUUUUUAAAUUUACUUAUUUUCUGGACUUCCUCAUACCUCCCUCUUUUGUAUUCCAGUCCGAAUUGUUCCUCCAGCAAUUUCUUUUCCACUUUUUUAACCCCAAUCUUUAUUCUUAGUGUAAUAUAGCAUUAAAAAUUUACCUCCUAAGUACCAAAUUUCCCUUUCCUUUAACUUAUUUACUCCUAAUCUUUAAUCUUGAUGUAAUAUAGCAUUAAAAUUUUACCUCUUAAGUACCAAAUUUCCGUUUCCUUAAACUUCUUUAAUCCUGAUCUUUAAUCUUAGUCUGUCUUAUAAUUUUAUCCUGUACAGCUGGAAACCACUUAUUUUCAAUCCAACAUCACUCUAACAUUCCUUAAUUUUGCAAUAUUUCUGUAAGUAGUCUUUGAAUUUCUUCCAAUCUUCUUCCAUCGCCUCUUCUCCCUGGUCACGGAUUCUGCCAGUCAUUUGCGCCAGUUCCAUAUAGUCCAUCAGUUUCAUCUGCCAUUCCUCCAGCGUGGGAAGUUCUUGUGUCUUCCAAUACUUUGCGAUAAGUAUUCUUGCUGCUGUUGUUGCAUACAUAAAGAAAGUUCUAUCCUUUUUAACACCAUUUGGCCGACUAUGCCCAGGAGAAAGGCCUCUGGUUUCUUAGGGAAGGUAUAUUUAAAUACCUUUUUAAUUCAUUAUAUAUCAUUUCCCAGAAAGCCUUAAUCUUUGGGCACGUCCACCAAAGGUGAAAAAAUGUACCUUCAGUUUCUUUACAUUUCCAACAUUUAUUAUCGGGCAAGUGAUAGAUUUUUGCAAGCUUGACUGGGGUUAUGUACCACCUGUAUAUCAUUUUCAUAAUAUUCUCUUUUAAGGCAUUACAUGCCGUGAACUUCAUACCUGUGGUCCACAACUGUUCCCAGUCAGCAAACAUAAUGUUAUGUCCAACGUCCUGUGCCCAUUUAAUCAUAGCCGAUUUUACCGUUUCAUCCUGAGUGUUCCAUUUCAGCAGCAAGUUAUACAUUCUUGACAAAUUCUUAGUUUUGGGUUCUAACAGUUCAGUUUCUAAUUUUGAUCUUUCCACCUGGAAGCCAAUUUUCUUGUCCAAUUUAAAUGCCUCCAUUAUCUGGAAAUAAUGGAGCCAGUCUCGCACUUUGUCUAUUUGAUUUCUUCUUAAGUAUCAAACAGGCAGCAUUUUUAUUUGCAUCUAUAUCAGUAAUUUGAUAAAGAGGAAUCGCCUGUAAUUAAUUUCACUUAAACUGGAUGCAGAGGAGUUGGUAUUACUCCCAAAGCAUGAAAGAUUCUGUUUUACAUGGUGUUCCCUAAGCUAAUUUAGUAGGAGCCACUUCAGUGGAUCCACAUGUAACAGAGAAAAAGAAAUACAGAGUUGCGGAAUGAAAUAAUAACAGCAAAGAAGUGUACCAAAUUACACUCUUGCUCCACUGAAAGCAAAUUGUAUUUCAAUACCCCUGCCAUAACAAAAAAUGAGAAGCUGGAAGGAUAUGGGAAGAUAUCUCCCUGUUCAUGUAAGGCAGGCACGUCCAACUCCCAAGAGACUGCAAUCUACUCCCCGUAUAAAAAAACUGGCACUGAUCUACCCAUUGUCGUUGCCAAGAGUUGAGCUUAUUUUAUUUUAUUUUAUUUUGGGGUGGGGAGACCUUGGCAAAUUUAUUUUAUCCUGUGAUCUACCAGUAGAUCAUGAUCGACCGGUUGAAUGUGCCUGAUGUAAGGGAAACCAAUUGGCAUUGUAAUUAGCAGAUUUAGCAGCUCCCCGGGCCACCCAUCUGUGUCUGGUCAAGCAUUCUGAUAAAGCUAUGUUCCAGAUAGUGGUGAACCAUGCUGCACAUGGUAAAACAUCAGGAGACCUCAUGAGGCAAGUGAUAACUAAUCUGACAGCUGCUAGUAACAUUAACCAGGAAAUUCUUCACUCAGGCAGCCAAUGGGUAAUUGGGAUGAUAUAACUCGGUUCUGAUUUGAGAAACUGUUUUUUCACUCUUGCCAUGCUCUCAAUGUAAAUGUUCCAAAAGUGGAGUUUGGAAUUCCACUCCUGCACAGGGAUGCUUCUGUGCGGUUUCACUGUGUGCAUAUUAACGUACUAAGCAGCUUGAAAACGUCAAACUGUCUUUGGCAUCAAUACUCCUUCUGAUGAAAAUGAUAGUGAUCUGGAGUUAGUGUUCUUGUCACUUGCAUGUUUCAGAGACCGAAGACCAACCUGGGCUGAAGAAAGAAGACUAAAUGCAGAGACAUUUGGAAUUCCAUUGCGUUCAAACCGUGGCCGGGGGGGCUACAGAGGUAGAGGAGGUGGAGGAGGAGUUGGUGGCUUCCGGGGUGGAAGAGGACGUGGAGGCACAAGAGGAAAUUAUGGCGCCCCUCGAGGAUUUCGUGGUGGAUUCAGAGGUGGACGUGGCGGCAGAGAAUUUGCGGAUUUUGAAUAUAGGGUAAUUGCUUACGAACUCUGCUGCAGGGAUGGGGAACUGGUGGCCUUCUCACUUGAGGUACUUCAACUCCAGGCCCAGCCAGCAAUAUGAUGGGAGCUGUAGUUCAUAACUGCCUAAGAAGGCCACAAGUUUCCCACCCUAUAUCUGUUGCUUAUAGCCAUAGGCACUGCAUUCAAUAAUUCCAGAAAUAAAAAUAGCUACAAUGUCACACAAUCAGAACAAGAUAUAGCCACUCAUUAUUUCAUUAAAAAUACAAAAAGUAUGACAAAAACCUUGAAAAAACUGCAAUAAUAGUACAUAUGUUAAAUACUGGAUGAGAGAAUCAAAAAAACAAAUCAUCUCAUAAAAUCUCUUAAAUACUGGGCAUGAGUUUUCUUUGCAGCCAUUCAGAUUUAGUUAACCUAAAGUGUAGUUCUUUUUAUGCCUCAAUACACUUUUAUAUAGUCUACACAAAAGUAUAUAUGAGGCAAAACUUUCUUGUAUAUCUUUUUGCCUCCUUUUUUUAUUCUUAGUAUGAAUUUCUACACUGCAUGCUAGCCAUUGAACCACCCUUGGUUAAUUUGUUUGGUUGUGGGAGAAAAAGUUGCAGCCACAUCUGUAGACGUAGUUUCUUGUUCUAACAUGUCAAAGAUUUCUGUCAGUAUGAAACGUUUUAACAAUUGUUCUCUCGAGCAUAGCAUAUUUGAAGGCAUUAAAAUAAAAUGUUUUCUUGUAUAUUCUCUUUCCAAUGCAAUAUUUUUAUUUCUUUGGACAAUCAUAUUAUCGUUAUUUGUGAGGAAGGAUUUUUUAAAAAAUUAUGUAUAAAAAAUACUAUGUACAGCUGUUCAAAGAAAAUAUCAGAGUGGUGUGCAACAAUUGUACGCAAAACCCAUAUGCAGUAAAAACCAUAUAAGAAAGUUGAACUCUGAAAUCAACUUAUUAUUGUGGAAAGAUGUAUUCUUGAUUGCCUGCCUGCAUAAGCCUGACAGAACAGAAAAGCAGAAAAGUUUUCAACAGGUGUUUAAAAGGCACCUUCUGAAUCUCUAUUAGCAGAGUAUUCCACAACUCUGGGCCAAUGACCCUAAAGGCUUGAUUUCUUCUUGUCAAAUGAGCCUUGCCAACUUGGGGAACAACCAGUGGCACUCCUGCAGGUGAGCUCUGUGAUUGAGCUGAGAUCCUGUGGUCCCUGAGGCACCCUAUAGCUGAGUUGGGCUACAGAGGAUUCUUCACACAAGAGUAAGCCAUUCUUGCAGUGAUUUCUAGCUUUAGAAGGCAUUUUGGAAUUGACUUUGCUAACUGGAAUUAUGACUGAUGCAAUCUAGAGAGAUUUGGGCCCCAUUUUGAAUAUUGUUAACAUUGUCUUCUCUAGUUUGAGCCUUUUAUCUGUUACUGUUCUUGAUUAAUUUGACUAAACUGGCAUUGGUUGGGAAGUAAUUUUUUUCUUUUUUCUUUUUUUAGAAAGACAACAAAGUUGCUGCAUAGCUGAAGUUGAACGCAGGUGGACCUGUAGAUCUUCAUGAUCCAGAGAAUGUGUCAGUCUUUGCAAAGAAUUGUUAAUUUGCUGUAAAACUCGUCACCAGCACUGGGGUUUGUUUUUAAUUUCAAAGGGGUAUGGAGCAGAACUCUUUUUGGAGAAAAAAUGGCCAUCUUCAAAAACAAUGAGCAUUAAAUAUAUUUGAGAUAGAAGACUUAAGUAAUUUCUUACAUAGAGUUAAAAUAUAAAGCAGUACUUCAGUGGAGUUUUUAAGUAUUUUUUUCAUCACAAAAAGAAUUUAUCAAAUUGUAUUUGAUUACUACUGCAGGCUGCAAAGACAAUUGUAUGCAGAAGGCCGUCAGUACUGUGAGUGUGUUGAGCCAGUGAAGGUUGUUUUUGGAAAUCCUUUAAUCUCCCUUUUGAGAUGGUUGUGCUCUUUGUCAAAUAGGGUGCUGGGCAAUAGAAAACUUGAUUUUUGUCAGUCAAAAACAAUGUAAACACAGUAAAUCCUGUUUCUUAGGCAAAGGAAAACUUUUUAUAGUUGUAAAAUUCCAUGAUUAUCCCAUUGCCAAAGAAACACUAAAGACUUUGUAUAGCUGUAUAAAAGCAACUAAUUUUUUAAGAAUAAACAUUUUUAAGUCUACAAACCUGCUGGGUUGAAAUGCUAAAACACAAACACACCACACACAUUAGUUGUUUUGCAGGGGCAGUUCCUCAUAGCUGUUCAGCUUUAAACUUGUUUGAUUUUUAUAUUUUGACUAAAAAUAAACAUUUUAGAUGUUCUUCCAUUAUAUAAAAACUGGAUAAAAUAAUUCUCUUGCAAGAAAUUCAUUUUGUAGGUUUUGGCAUAUUGCAGGAUUUGACCAGAUUAAUGGGCUUUUUUCAAAUGAAGACAAACCUCAACACUCAUGUCACAAUUCACAGUUCAUAUUAGUGAUAACUCUUGAAGUAAAAAUGACCCAGGCACACACAAGUUCUUAUGUUUCCUUUGAUGUGCCCGGAAUAAAAAUGACAUGUCUCCAUGUGUUGAUUCUUGAAAUGUUGACUCUGUUUUAAUGUUGACAUACUCAAUUUAAAAGUGACUAUUUAGUGUUUGCAAUUGCUUGAGUUUUGAUGAACUGUAGCUUGGAGACAUUGACUGCUUAUUCUUAUCCCAACAGUGAUUUGGUAUGGAGUAAACUUUUGCCAAUUCUGAAAUACUAGUUAUGACUUUUUUGACAUUAAGUUAUAAUUAGAAACAGUAAUUUGGUAACUUGUAUUUUGUAUGUGUGUAUGAAAGCCACAGGAAUAAAGGGAUCCAAAGAUUAAACAAUUUUUACCUAAUUUGCUGAUCUUCUUUUGUUUCUCCUUUAUGUUCAGUAGUGAUAAAAUGUGGAUAACUGCACUGUCAGAAAAUGGGAAUAUUUAAGUGAUAGAAUCAUAAUUUUAUAUCUUUUUGUAUAGCACUAUAAGGAAGUAUUUUGUAAUUGGUUUACUUAUGAGGUCAAGUAUUUGGAAGCAGUAGAAGUUAGAUACUAUUGUUUAGUACUAUUUUGCAUGUUAACAACAAUGCCUUUUUGGGAUCCACAAAUCAUGAUACUGAGCAGUUUUGAUUUUUUUUUUAGACAAAAGGCAAGUGCUGUAAUGUCGCAAUAAGUAUGUAUACUGUAUGAGGUGUCCCAAGUUUAUUUAAACCAGAUACAUUGUAAAUACCAAUGAGACAUUCUGUGAAGGUAUGAAUUUGUCUUAUCUACCAAUCCUUUGGGUUUACUAGUUGGGGUGUGUUUUUACCCCAGUGAACGGCAGCAUGACAUACCUUCAGUGUACCUUGCUACAGAAAAAUGGGGCUUUUAUUUUGAGCCAGAAUAAAACAGUUCAAUAAAAACUGUCUUUGUGAAAGUUU
Podarcis lilfordi (Lilford's wall lizard) is the source of this 21300-nucleotide messenger RNA. The record is from the annotation of a GenBank genome assembly. NCBI's taxonomy places the organism in Eukaryota, Metazoa, Chordata, Lepidosauria, Squamata, Lacertidae.